Chelmon rostratus (copperband butterflyfish) is the source of this 3600-nucleotide messenger RNA. RefSeq names its product synembryn-A. The transcript has 14 exons. NCBI's taxonomy places the organism in Eukaryota, Metazoa, Chordata, Actinopteri, Chaetodontiformes, Chaetodontidae. Gene Ontology annotation, biological process: G protein-coupled receptor signaling pathway. Gene Ontology annotation, cellular component: plasma membrane; cytoplasm. Gene Ontology annotation, molecular function: guanyl-nucleotide exchange factor activity; G-protein alpha-subunit binding. The coding region runs from base 112 to 2142 and encodes 676 amino acids. The record is from RefSeq and is a predicted model, not a curated record.
GGGAGGGGAGAUGUGGAGACAGAAGAGAAAGAUUACGCAGUACCAUCUGAGAGGAGAAGGAGAAGCUGCCAGAGGCUUGUGUAUCCACUUCUUUUAACAACACCAACAGGCAUGCUGCCAGACUUGGAGAAGAUCAUUGAGAGCAUCACCCAAGGUGACCAGGACACUGUCCAGCUCCUACUGGACAGCUACAUCACCCAGUAUGCAGAGUGCUUCUUUUUCAACACUGAGGUGCAAGAGAGAAAAAAGCAACGACAAUUGGAAGAGUUCAGGAAGAACAAAGUGAGGGACUAUGCUCCCGACUCUGAUUCUGACAUUGACUCAGACAACGAUGAAACUGAUCUUCUUCUCCGACAGCGUUUGGCCACAGCCCUGCUGUGCUUCAUCAGUCAUCAACUACAACCAGCAGUGUUAAGGAAUUGCCUGCAUACACUUCGUAUCUUGUCCCGGGAUCGGAGGGCCUUAGGGCCAAUGGUCACUGAUAGUGCCCUUUUCACCUUGGCAAACCUGGGAGGCAUCAGUUUACUGCAGGCAUGGCCACAGCAGGAAGAGGAAAAAGCUGAAGAUCAGUCAGCCACAACGUGCAGCGAGAUCCGCAAAAGAGGAGAUGCAGAUGCUGCAUCAUUAUCUGUUAGCACUGUGCUUUCAUUUUCUACUCCUGUGGAGGUAGCUGGUGCCACCACCACAAGUGGCUCAGUUGAUCAUUCCUAUAAGUGGAGAGGUGAUAGCGGUCAUGUGGUGCUUGCCCGUGGGAAGAAGGACACCCGUGAAGAGAACAGUGAGGAGGAAGAUAAGGAGGAGGAUGGAGAUGUGUGUAGGAAGGAGGCCAUGAAAGUCUUGUGUAAUGUCAUCUACAACAGCCCAAGGGCACAGGAGAGGGCCAGCGCGCUGAGGCUUCUGCAAGGCCUGUGGGAGAGUCUGAAGCAGGGGAUCUGUAGCAGGGUGUCAUCCAAAGGCCAGUUUUACAAACUGAGACUGCUCUUCUUACUGACAGCUCUGAGGCCUGAGCUCAGGGUGCAGCUACAACAGGAGCGUGGAGUGUCGGUGCUGACCAAAGCCCUUGAGCAGUGCGUGACUGUCAGGUGGGGUGGUGGAUAUGAGGUGCUUAGUGACAGCACAGCUCCUCCCAUCUCCAAGGAGAUGUCCCAGGAGAUCAUUGAGAUCCUCAAGACACUCUUCAACAUCACUCACAUGCUCUACAGGCAGCAGCCAGAUGAGGAGGAUGCUGCUCUGUAUCGCCAUCUAGCAGCUGUGCUGCGCCACUGCCUGCUGCGUUCAUGUGAUGGAGAAGAAAUUCUGGACGAACUUCAAGGACAUAUAGUUAACAUCCUGUCAGCAUUGCCACUGACAUGUCUGGAUGUCCUACUAUCUGUCCAUGUGGAUCAGGCGUCCCACAAGUGGGAGGGAGUCAACAUGGACUGUGUCCAGACAUUGCUGGUGUUUAUGGACAGACGCCUGAACAGGGGUCAAAAGCUGAAGGAGAAACUAACCCCUGUACUGAAUCUGUUAACUGAGAGUUCACGGGUACACAGGGAGACACGUCACUACUUGCGGCAAAAGAUCUUACCCCCACUGAGGGACGUUGCCAUCCGACCUGAGCAAGACACCUCACUGAGAGGCCAGCUGGUCUGCCUGAUGACCCACGUUGACACAGAUGUGAAGCACUGUGCUGCUGAGCUGCUCUUUGUCCUCUGCAAAGAGAAUGUCAGCCGCUUUGUUAAAUAUACGGGUUAUGGCAAUGCUGCCGGUCUACUGGCAGCUCGGGGACUGCUGAAUGGCAGAAGAAAUUCAGGCGACAGCCAGUAUGCCUCCCAGUACUCCAGCGAUUCAGACUCAGACACAGAAGAGUAUCGGGAGGCCAAAGCCAGGAUUAACCUGGUGACUGGCCGGGUGGAGGUGGAGCAGCCUGACCCAAUGGAGGGUAUGACAGAGGAAGAGAAGGAGGAGGAGGCCCGUCGCCUCGUCAGCAUGAUCAACAGACUAUCACGAAACGAGAUCAUUCAGCCAAUGGCUGUGACAGCAGAGGGGAGACUGGCUCCACUCUGGGGCCAAAUGAGGAGCUGCACACUGGAAGAAGAGGAAGAUUCAGAGGAGGAUUUGGAUCUGAUGACAGUGGGAAGAAAAGAAAAACAGAUGGAAUAGAAUGGAGCAGUAGACUAACAAGACAGAGACACAGACAGGGAGUAAAAAGCACUCCUCUCUUCACCACUUAUUUCUAGUGUACUUCUUCCUGCUGUUUUCAUAGUUGCUACAUCAUAUGGCUGCAGGCAUAACCGUCAUUCACAAAGUUACAUUGUUUUAAAUGGACAUGUUACUACAGUAUGAAUGGUCAUACAACACUGUAUGAGGUGUGCUGCAACGAAGGUUUGAAAAACAAACAACUUUGAGCUUUGAAUCCAUUGACCUUUGAGAGAUCAGCCAAUGGCUUCAGCCUUCUGUAAAAUACAGUAGAAGAAAUACAUCAGAGAGACAAACCAAUGGGCAUGCAGAGCCAGUGAGGACAAAAAUUUGAACACUAUUUUGUCAGUGAGCAGCACUUAUGUUAUUUAUAGUAUUUUGUUGCAAGACCCCUGAGAAGCUUUGCAAUGGAAUUAUAAUUUGUUAAUCUGUCAAUGAAUGCAGAUUCACAGAAAAAUACCAGUUUAAAAUAACUGUCAGCUUGUAGAUUUUUUUUUUUGUCAUGUAAGGACAAAUGAAAAUGAAGCCUCCUUAAAUUCAGCACUACAACUUCCCAAAUCCAAUUUUACUGUACAUAUGAUAAACUGUUACAUUCACAUGCAGAACUGCAAAGUAUUGCCACAAUUGGGGUGGUGAAUAUGGGACAAAACAAUAGGUUACAUCAGAUAAUGCUGCUGAAAUAGUUUGUCUUAACUCCUUCUUUAAUCAAUUGUGGAUAAAAAUGCCAGAUAUUUCAAGCAGCAGGGGCAGAAAUGAUGGCCAAGAUGUGGAAGAGAUGUUAAACAACUAGCAUGAUGUUCACUUCAAUUUAUUUAUAUAGCGCCAAAUCACAACACAAUUUAUCUCAUGACACUUUCCAUAUAAAGCAGGUCGAGACCACACUCUAAUGUACCCAACAAUUCUAACAAUUCCUCCAUUGGCAAGUACUUUGUGAUGGCAGUGAGGAAAAACGUCUUUUUUAAAGGCAGAACCCUUCAGCAGAAGCAGGCUCUGGAUGGGCAGCCAUCUGCCUUGACUAGUUGGGUUUAGAGACAGAGAUAGAGAGAGAGAGUGAAAGUAAUCUGCACAGAGGUGACAAUAAUAAUGACAGCUAUAAUAAUAAUAAUGGAAAUAUGACUAAUAAUAACAGUAUUUGGUAGUAUGUGGUAUGUGUACGAUGGUUAAGUAUAUAUUAUAUAUAUAAUAUUUAUAAUAUAAUAUAUAAUAGUAUAUGUUAGCAUAUGUACAGUACAUAACAACAAUAUGUAUAUAUAUUAUGACGAAUAAAUAAAGCCAGACCAUGGUAUUGCUUCAACCAUAUCGUAAAAUAUUCUGUGUGGUGUGCACGUCUUCAGGUCCUAACGCGCCACUGCAACAUGUGACACGUGCUUCAGAACAGCUGAUCAGACUGAGACUUUACCUUAAAUCAGAUACCUGGCUACC